UGCAUCUUUUGUCAUACUUGUCGUUGGUGUUUUGUUAUCCUUUUAUUGUAAACAAACCCUUUUAUCCUCAACCUCCAUCAAUUCAUUCAGUUGCUUUUACCCAGCCGUAAUAUUCUUUCGCCCCACAGUCAAAGCCCAGAGCAUCAUUGCAUCAUUGUCCUUGCAGCUUUCAUCAGGUAGCUAUGGCAGCAAACAGAGACUUGCCUGAUAUAACUGUUGCAGUUGACUAUGGCACCACAUUCACUGGAGUCGGAUGGCAGCAUGUGAAGGAGCCAGAUUCCAGCCGCCAAAUCAUCAGUGACUGGCCCGGGUACAGCGAAAGAACAGACCUGAAAGUUCCAUCUGUUCUCUCCAAGAAACUUUUCAAACAGCCUAACGGUCAGGGCGUACGCAAGUGGGGUUUCCAAUGCGAGGACUCUGCCGGGACUGCGGAAGAGGAUAUGAGUGAGAACGACAAAUGGAGAUACCUCAAAAUUUGCCUCGACUCCGACUACCACAAGGAGACCAUUGGGCAAAAUUUCUCAUGGGCUCCUGCAACUAUGAAGGAAGUUCACCUCCUCGUUUGCGACUACUUGAGCCAUGUUUAUUGUCACGUGAAGAAAAGUAUCUCUGACGCGCUCCGCUUGGACAAUGCGAAGGAUUGGGAUAAUCUCUCAGUUGAGUUCGUCUUCAGCGUGCCAACAACCUGGGAAGGGGUUGGAGGGCAAGAGAUUUUGGAUGACUUUCUGAAGAUCGUCAAAGAUGCUGGGUUUGGGUCGGCUCAAAGGCAUAGGGUAAUGUUGGGUUUGACGGAAGCCGAGGCAUCCGCAGUGGCAACACUCGGCAACACUGGUUCGCCGCUGCUGCAUUUCAAAAACGGGGACACUCUUCUAUCCAUUGACGCUGGGGGCGGCACCACUGACCUUGCGCUUGUCAGGGCUACUAAGACGAAACCACCGGUCAUGGAACAGAUCCAAUCUGUGACAGGAAUUGUUGUCGGCUCCAGGUUGAUUGACUUGGAGUUUCAGCGGUUAAUUGAUAUUCGGCUCAAGGCUCAUCCAGAAGAACAGUCGAAGCUUCCGCUCAACAAGCUUUUAUCACUAUCGCAGAGUUGUCAAUAUCGAACGGUGAAGCACAGGUUUGGAGAGCCAGUUUAUGACAGAAAUUACAAGAUUGAGGUUCCCGGCUUAGACCCAAACAUUCGCAGUGAGGGUCUAAACAUAGAGGGUGGCGCUAUGAAGUUCACGAAGGAGGAGUUUCAGGGGCUAUUCGAUGACCAAGUCGCCAUAAUACUGCGUACAUUAGAUGAAGUUGUGGGCAAGUUCCAGGAGACGGUGCAAUACAUCAUCCUUUCAGGGGGCUUGGGUAGCUCCACCUACGUUUUUAACAAAGUCAAAGAGCACACCGACCGUUCGACUACAAGGGCUUUGCGCAAAGGAGAAACCCAACUCCCAAGGAUUGACGAUCCACAGCUUGUUGUUGUCCGGGGUUUAUUGCUUGAGCAAGCACAAGGAAUUCUUCGAAAACGCAUUGUACGAGCUAGCUAUGGUCUGAUCACCUCUCUGCCAUAUUCCAAAAAAAAGCACUUCGGUGAGGUCAAGCGUACCGAUGAGUUAAACCGCAAGGACUAUGUUCUUGAUCAGAUUCGUUGGAUACUCAAGAGAGAUACCAUCAUCGACCACGGAAAACAAUUCGAGGUUGAAGUUGAACGACGUGAAGACCUGGAUCACCCUCUCCAGUGGAAAGACAUCAUCGUGGUUUCGCGAAUUGAAGCUCGCUGGCUGCCCCCGAGCAUGCCAACCUCGAUGGCCGAAGCGUUGUAUGAGAUAGAGGUUGACCUGAACAAAGUUCGAGGGUCAAUCCUCAAGAAAACGCGGUCCUGGCCUCUUCCAAUAACGAAAUACUACGUGUGCCAGUACAAGAUUCGGUUGUCAGUCGAGCCUUCAGGGAACAUGCAAUUUCAAGUUGAAUACCAAGGCAAUAUUGUUCCUGGGAAUCAUACGCUUCUUCGAAGUAAAAUAGAGGUUUGUCACGACUAUACUCUCCGCCCUGUCCUCGCUCUGCUAACAAUGUAUUUCCAGUCCGAAUGGGUCGUAGAAUCAUAAGUAAACCAAUGAAAGACGCACUAACAGCGAGACUCGGUGUGAUGAUGCCUGUCAUGGGAUGAUAUCCG
This is a messenger RNA of Podospora pseudopauciseta, 2152 nucleotides long. RefSeq lists its product as uncharacterized. The record is from RefSeq and is a predicted model, not a curated record. Bases 183 to 2084 code for a protein of 633 amino acids. Lineage: Eukaryota; Fungi; Ascomycota; Sordariomycetes; Sordariales; Podosporaceae. The transcript is spliced from 5 exons.